AUGGAAGCUGCGGGGCCGCCUCAGGAUAGGAGGUGCUGCUGGGAGGCCCUGGAGAAGCUCUUCCCUCGCGUCUGCUUCCUCUGCUCCCUGGUGACCUAUGCACUGGUGGGUGCUGCACUCUUCUCAGCCAUUGAGGGCAGUCAGAACCUGGGGGCAGAUGACUCAGAGUUUGAGGAGUUCUUGGAGAAUCUCUGUGACAUCUUGAAAUGCAACAGAACAGUUGAGGACGGCAGGAAGCGGGAUCUUGGGAAGCUGCUGCAGAAGGUGAAGCCUCAGUGGUUUAGCAGGUCUGAAGACUGGUCGUUCCUGGGCUCACUCUUUUUCUGCUGCACAGUGAUCAGCACAGUGGGUUACGGCCAUACCUACCCUGUCACCAGGCUCGGCAAGUACCUGUGCAUGCUCUACGCUCUCUUUGGCAUCCCCCUGAUGUUCCUGGUCCUCACGGACAUAGGUGACAUCCUGGCAACCAUCCUAUCCACGUCCUACAACCGAUUCCGAAAACUCCCUUUCCUCCCCCUUCUGCUUCCCAAGUGGUACUCUGGACCUCCCUGCAAAAGAGGACCUGACACCAGUCCCGUGGACGAAGCCGUCCCAAGGACUGUCAUCAGUGACCCAGAGCUCCCGGGCCCCAAACCUGCCCCCUCAGCUCCAAGCAGCAACAUGGAGCUGUUCGAGAGACUUCUAGUACAAGAAAAAGAGAACACACUGCAGGUGCCCCCUCAGGCCAUGGAGAGGAGCUCCUCGUGUCCUGAGCUGGUGUCCGGGAGACUCUCGUACUCCGUCAUCAGCAACCUGGAUGAGGUGGGGCAGCAGGUGGAGAGGCUGGACAUCCCCCUCCCCGUCAUUGUCCUCGUGGUCUUCGCCUACAUUUCCUGUGCGGCCGCCAUCCUCCCCAUGUGGGAGAAGGAGAUGAACUUUGAAAACGCCUUCUACUUCUGCUUUGUCACACUGACCACCAUUGGGUUUGGGGACAUCGUUUUAGAACACCCUCACUUCUUCUUGUUCUUCUCCAUCUAUAUCAUCGUUGGGAUGGAGAUUGUGUGCAUUGCUUUCAGGUUGGUGCAAAACAGGCUGAUUCACAUCUACAAAAAUCUCUUGCUCUUCUUUGCAAAUGGGAAGUUUCACAAUCCUGUGAAAAAGUGA
Messenger RNA from Hippopotamus amphibius kiboko, 1143 nucleotides. RefSeq names its product potassium two pore domain channel subfamily K member 18 (gene KCNK18). Gene Ontology annotation, biological process: stabilization of membrane potential; potassium ion transmembrane transport. NCBI's taxonomy places the organism in Eukaryota, Metazoa, Chordata, Mammalia, Artiodactyla, Hippopotamidae. Gene Ontology annotation, cellular component: membrane. The record is from RefSeq and is a predicted model, not a curated record. The transcript has 3 exons. Gene Ontology annotation, molecular function: potassium ion leak channel activity. The coding region runs from base 1 to 1143 and encodes 380 amino acids.